Messenger RNA from Diversispora eburnea, 1611 nucleotides. The record is from the annotation of a GenBank genome assembly. NCBI's taxonomy places the organism in Eukaryota, Fungi, Glomeromycota, Glomeromycetes, Diversisporales, Diversisporaceae.
AUGUCCUUUCAACAGUCCACGAAAAUGGAAGUGGAUCAAAACCCAACACUUGUUUUGAACGAACUUCGUAAACAGUGUUCACCUGAAUUACAAGAAUACUUAAAUACAUUUGAAGAUUUGUAUGAUCGAAAGUUAUGGCAUCAACUUACUCUAAAAAUCGAAGAAUUCUUUGCAAUACCGGCUUCGGGUCCUUUUCAGAUCCCAUUAUUCCAACAAUUCAUAUCUGACUGGGAAAAUAAGAUGAAUAAACUUAAAUUAGUGACCUUGGGCUUAAAUGUAGUAAAACAAUUUAAUGAAUACAAUGAUGCUUUGGCUUUUUUGACAUCACUUGUCGAGAAAGUGAAUACUUCAGAAUCCCGUGAUGCCUACGUUCAAGCUGUAAUGGAAACUGCAUAUAUAAAACUUAUGUUAAGUGAUCUUGAGGGUACAAAAUCUGCUAUAGAUGAAUGUGAAAAGAUUCUUGAUGAAUUUGAUUCAGUAGAGACAGUUAUUCACGCGAGUUUUUAUCGAGUUUGUGCAGAUUAUUAUAAGGCGAAAGCGGAAUAUACUGAAUAUUACAAAAAUGCAUUGCUUUAUUUGGCUUGUAUUCAACUUGAUGAAUUGACUAUAGAUGAAAAAAUCGAAAGAGCUUAUGAUUUGGCAAUUAGUGCUCUCUUGGGGGAUACAAUUUAUAAUUUUGGAGAAUUGUUAAUGCAUCCAAUUUUAGAAGUUUUAACAAACACACCUCAUGAAUGGCUUAAAAAUUUAUUAUUUGCAUUUAAUUCCGGUGAUAUUGGAAAGUUUGAGAUGCUGGCGCAACUUCUACAAGAUUCUUUCUCUUUUUUACGUCAAAAAAUUUGUUUGAUGUCAUUGAUUGAAGCAGUGUUUAAGAGAAAUGCUGAUAAUAGAACAAUACCUUUUGGAGUUAUUGCUGCAGAGACAAGAUUAUCCAUUGAAGAGGUGGAAUAUUUAGUAAUGAAAGCACUUUCACUGAAAUUAAUUCGUGGAUCUAUUGAUCAAGUUGGUGAAGUGGUUGCAGUGACAUGGGUUCAGCCACGUGUAUUAGAUAGAACUCAAAUUGAUGGUAUGAGACAGAGAUUACAAGAAUGGGAUGAAACUGUAAAGCAAACUGCUUUGUUUGUAGAAAAUGAAACACCAGAAUUAUUUCGGGCUGUUGUAUGUCAAGACACUGAAUUGAAGGGAGAAAUUCAUAUAGGUCCAGGUACUGUUUUACAUCCACAGUGUAAAAUAAAUGCAGAAUGUGGACCAAUUCACAUUGGACAAAAUAAUAUAAUUGAAGAAAAUGUGACCAUUAUAAAUAAAUAUCCAGGAAAGCUUAUAAUUGGUGAUGAAAAUGUUUUUGAAGUUGGAUGCCUUGUAGAAGGCUCUAAGAUUGGAAGUAGAAAUAUAAUAGAAGCCAAGGCGAGAAUCUUAGGUUCUACUUCAUUGGGCGAUAAUUGUGUUAUUGGAGCAGUUUGUUCGACCAAUAAAGACGAUGAAAUUCCCGAUAAUACAGUAAUAUACGGUGAUCAUCAUAACCGAAGGACUCAAACGGCGACAUCAAGUCAUCAAUCAAGUUUGCACACGCGUCAUCUAGAUUAUCUUCGUUUUACCGAAAUUCAAUCACGUUAG